Messenger RNA from Ascochyta rabiei, 1182 nucleotides. RefSeq lists its product as uncharacterized. Bases 1 to 1182 code for a protein of 393 amino acids. Lineage: Eukaryota; Fungi; Ascomycota; Dothideomycetes; Pleosporales; Didymellaceae. The transcript has a single exon. The record is from RefSeq and is a predicted model, not a curated record.
AUGUCUUCCCCCUUUCACUCCUUCCACCCCAUCGACCUAGGAACCCCGUACCACGACCCCACAUCACCGCUGUACACGCACUCGCUCCCCCGGUCCAAAAUGCCCACCACCGCCAACUCGGCCUCGGACGCGGACUACUUCUCGCACAAACCCCGCUCCUUUUUACCGCGCCACACCGAUCGUGACGAGAAACUCGCAGCCCCGACGUCCUCCCUCGAGACACAGCACCGUGGUCGUCGGCCCUGGAGGCUGUUGGGCUACUGCACGCCCGCCCAGACACCGGCGCUGCACGAUUCCGCCAUUUCGUCGUCGAUGCUCUCGUCGGUAUGCGCAGGCAUCGGUGGCCCCCGGGUUCCGCGCACCCGCACGCUUGUGCGCUUGCUGGCGCUGGGUGCGCUCGCCUUCUUCGCUACGCUGGGCUGGCGCUGCGAGGCUGUGGGGUGUAAAGGGCGCGCGGGCGGGGCGCUGGUGGGGGAGUUUGUGGGUGGCGGGAGUGUGGUGGAUGGGUGGGAUCGGGGGCGGUGGUCGUCUUGGGGAGGUGAGAGCGUGGAUGGGGUGGCUGCUGUCUUUGCUUCUGCUGGCGAGGGUCAAGACGAGGAGGGCGAGGGCGAGACUGAGAAUGGCGAGUUGGUAGAGUGGGAUGACGAGGAGGGAGGGUUUGGAAAUGAAGAUGUGUCGGACUGGGACAAAGUCGAAGACGAAGACGAAGACGAAGACGAAGACGAAGUCGAAUACGAAGAUGAAGUUGAAGACGAAGUCGAAGACAAAGUCGAAGACAAAAACCAGGACAAGGUCAAAGACGAAAGCAAACUCAAGACUGAAAACGUACAACCAGAAGACGUACAACCAGACCCAGUUCCACAACCACAAAACAGUCCCCAACCACCCACCCCCACCGGUCCCGUCGGCGAACUCACCGGCCCCAUCCCAAGCGCCGCUCCAGCCACCACCGCACAAGCAGCCGCAGCAGCCGCAGCAACCGCAGCGCAGGAAGCGCUACCAGAAGAAGCGACCAAGCCGGAAGAAGCCAAGCCAGGAAACACCAGCGACGCCCACGACGACAGCAGCCCAGACACCGCGACUCCCCCGCGUGACGACGUGUCUACCUCUGACGACAGAGCGGCAGGAGUCGGCGCGCCGUCACCGUCGUGGGCGAGGAUCGUGGAUCUAGGACUGUGGUAG